Molecule: messenger RNA, 1083 nt
Organism: Rangifer tarandus platyrhynchus (Svalbard reindeer)
Lineage: Eukaryota; Metazoa; Chordata; Mammalia; Artiodactyla; Cervidae
Source: the annotation of a GenBank genome assembly
AUGGGCCUGCGGCUCCCGAUCCUGCUGCUCCUGCUGUGCUGUGUCUCCGGCCUGCCUUUCUACAACGGCUUCUACUACUCCAACCGUCCCAACGGCCGGAACCUGGCCAAUGGCUACAGCGAAGGCAUCUUCAGUGGAGUGAAGCUGGUGGUAGAGACGCCGGAGGAGACCCUGUUCUCCCACCGAGGUGCCAACGUGACCCUGCCCUGCCGCUACCACUACGAGCCGGCCCUGGCCUCUCCGCGGCCCGUGCGCAUCAAAUGGUGGAAGAUGUCGGAGAAUGGGGUCCCGGAGCAGGACGUGCUGGUGGCCAUUGGGCUGAGACAGCGCACCUUUGGGGACUACCGAGGCCGGGUGCACCUGCGGCAGGACAGAGCGCGGGAAGUGUCGCUGGAGAUCUGGGACCUGCGGCUGGAGGACUAUGGGCGCUACCGCUGUGAGGUCAUCGAUGGGCUGGAGGAUGAGAGCGGCCUGGUAGAGUUGGAGCUUCGGGGUGUGGUCUUUCCUUACCAGCACCCCCAAGGGCGCUACAAGUUCAACUUCCAUGAAGCCCAGCAGGCCUGUGAGGAGCAGGACGCGGUGGUGGCCUCCUUCGAGCAGCUGUUCCGGGCCUGGGAGGAGGGCCUGGACUGGUGCAAUGCAGGCUGGCUGCAGGACGCCUCGGUGCAGUACCCCAUCACGCAGGCCCGGCACCCCUGUGGAGGCCUGGGCCUGGCCCCCGGUGUGCGCAGCUAUGGCCCGCGCCACCGCCGCCUGCACCGCUACGACGUCUUCUGCUUCGCUGUUGCCCUCAGGGGGCAGGUGUACUACCUGGAGCACCCUGAGAAGCUGACGCUGACAGAGGCAAGGGAGGCCUGCCGGGAAGACGGCGCUCAGAUCGCGAAGGUGGGCCAGCUCUUUGCCGCCUGGAAGUUCCGUGGCCUGGACCGCUGCGAUGCUGGCUGGCUGGCAGACGGCAGUGCCCGCUACCCUGUGGCUCACCCACGUUCCAACUGUGGGACACUGGAGCCUGGGGUCCGAAGCUUUGGCUUCCCAGACCCACACAGCCGCAAGUAUGGUGUCUAUUGCUACAGGCCGCGCUAG